UUGUCUCUCAACCCGUGGGCAUUGUUUUAAAACAGAAGGACAAUAAAAGAAUAGAGUGGCGGAUAACAGAGCAUUCGGAGGGUCAUCAGGGUAUCUCUUUAUUGGAUCUGAGCAUUUCUGUCCUUGUGCAUGUGGCACUAUAUGAGAGCCGUGUGUCGGCUGAAGUUGUAAUUUCGCAGCGAAAGGUCCGCACAGACAGAGGAGGCAUGAUUCGGAGACCGAGUCCAAGUUUUGCGCUGUUGUCCGUUCAUGUGCUUUUGCGGUGCCUGUGGAUGAGGGUAUGUGAGGCAUCUGGACAUUUCGAGUUGCAGGUCUUGUCGAUGCAGAAUGUGAACGGAGAGCUGCAGAACGGCGCGUGCUGUGACGGCGCGCGGAACGCGGCGCACCGCAGAUGCAUCGCGGAUGAGUGCGAUACGUUUUUCCGAGUGUGUUUGAAGGAGUAUCAGUCACGGGUGUUCUCGGGAGGCCCGUGUAGCUACGGAAGCGGAUCUACUCCCGUCAUUGGUGGGAAUAAUUUUUCUGUCAAGCCGUUGGCCGACACGAACGAUAAAUCGAGGAUUGUGCUGCCCUUCAGCUUCGCGUGGCCGAGGUCAUAUACAUUGAUUGUGGAGGCCUUGGACUUCAACAAUGACUCAAGCACUGGCAGUAUGAACGGACAAGUAAUAGAGAAAGCAGUUCAGUCCGGCAUGAUCAACCCAAACGGUCAAUGGCAGGUCUUGAAACACAACGGACCGGUGGCUCAGUUCCAGUACCAGAUUCGGGUCACCUGCGAUGAACACUACUUUGGCUUCGGCUGUAAUAAGUUCUGUCGGCCCAGAGAUGACUUCUUCGGACACUAUACUUGCGAUCACAAUGGCAACAAGACCUGUCUGGAGGGCUGGGCUGGACCAGAAUGCAACACCGCAAUCUGUAAGCAAGGCUGCAGCACUGAGCAUGGCUCCUGUAAAGUGCCUGGAGACUGCAGGUGUUUGUAUGGCUGGCAAGGAGAGUAUUGUGAUCAGUGUAUUCCUCACCCUGGCUGUGUGCACGGCACCUGUGUGGAACCCUGGCAAUGCCUUUGUGACACCAACUGGGGAGGACAGCUCUGUGAUAAAGACUUGAAUACCUGCCGCACACGACAGCCCUGUCUUAAUAGAGGCACCUGUAGUAACACAGGACCAGACAAAUACCACUGCGCUUGUCCUGAUGGCUACUCUGGACAGAACUGUGAAAGAGCGGAUAACGCCUGUCUGUCUGAGCCGUGUUUGAAUGGAGGCAGUUGUGUGGAGUCCAGUCAGGGAUUUGAGUGUCAGUGUGCGCCUGGCUGGACUGGACCAUCCUGCAAUAUCAAUGAAGAUGACUGCAGUCCAAACCCAUGUAAUCAUAGCGGCCUGUGUGUGGACUUGGUGGAUGGAUUUAAAUGCAUCUGCCCGGUUCAAUGGACCGGAAAGACCUGUCUCAUUGAUGCUAACGAAUGUGAGGAAAGCCCAUGCGUCAAUGCCCACUCCUGUCGAAAUCUGAUUGGUGGAUACUUCUGUGAGUGUCUCCCAGGUUGGACAGGACAGAAUUGUGACAUCAAUGUCAUCGACUGCCAUGGCCAGUGUCUUAAUGGAGGAUUGUGUAAGGAUCUGGUAAAUGGAUACAGGUGUCUGUGUGCACCAGGCUUUGCAGGUGAACACUGUGAGAGAGAUGUUGACGAGUGCGCAAGUCGACCCUGCCUAAACGGCGGACGCUGCCAAGACAGUGUCAAUGGAUUCCAGUGUCUCUGUCCACCUGGUUUCUCAGAUGUUCUGUGUCAGCUGGACAUAGACUACUGUGAGAGCGGCCCGUGUCAAAAUGGAGCACAGUGUUUUAGUUUGGCCUCAGAUUACUACUGUAAAUGUCCUGAAGAUUACGAGGGCAAGAACUGUUCCCAGCUUAAAGACCACUGCCUCACCACACCAUGCCAAGUGAUUGACAGCUGCACGGUUGCAGUGGCGUCUAACAGUACUCCAGGCGGCAUGCGACUCAUCUCCUCUAACGUGUGCGGUCCUCACGGGCGCUGCCGAAGUCACACCGGCGGACAUUUUAGCUGCGAAUGUCAGGAGGGAUUUACCGGAACCUACUGCCAUGAGAACAUCAAUGAUUGUGAAAGCAGUCCUUGUCGUAAUGGCGGUACUUGUAUUGAUAAAGUCAGUGUGUAUCAGUGCAUCUGUGCUCAUGGAUGGGAAGGACCCAACUGUGAGACCAACAUUGACGACUGCAGCACGAACCCGUGUCGUGAUCGAGGUGUGUGUCGUGAUCUGGUGUACGACUUUUACUGCGAGUGCGAAAAUGGCUGGAAGGGAAAGACAUGUCACUCACGUGAGAGCCAAUGUGACGAGGCGACUUGUAACAACAGGGGCACAUGCUUUGACGAAGGUGACUCGUUUAAAUGCAUGUGUGCCCCGGGAUGGGAAGGCACUACCUGUAACAUAGCUAAGAACAGCACCUGCCUACCGAACCCUUGUGAAAACGGAGCCACGUGUGUCGUGCGAGGUGACAGCUUCACCUGCGUCUGCAAAGAAGGCUGGGAGGGGCUCACCUGCAGCCAGAAUUCCAACGACUGCAACCCGCAACCAUGCUACAACAGUGGUACAUGUGUUGACGGUGAUAACUGGUACCGAUGUGAGUGUGCCAGUGGAUUCGCAGGGCCGGACUGUCGCAUCAACAUUAAUGAGUGCCAGUCAUCGCCCUGUGCAUUCGGAUCCACAUGUGUGGAUAAAAUUAAUGGCUACCACUGCCUGUGUCCACCCGGCAGAACUGGGCCCAGAUGCCAGGAAGUUACAGGACAUCCGUGUGUGGUCGGAGGUCGGAUUGCUGGAGAUGGUGCAAAGUGGACGGAAGACUGCAAUACCUGUUACUGUUACAAGGGGAUUGUCACCUGUACUAAGCUUUGGUGUGGCCCUAAACCUUGCCAUAUGCUUGGCUCUGAUGUCUGUCCACUGGGUCAGCUGUGUUUACCGGUACGUGACGAGCAGUGUUUUGUGAAGCCUUGUUCAUCACAGGGUGAGUGCUGGUCUGCUCACCGCCCUGCCGUACAGGCACGGUUCCACCCGGAUAGCAACUGUGCCAACGUCACCGUUACUUUUAAUAAGGACACUAUGCCACAGGGAGUGACAGUGGAGCAGGUGUGUCGUGAGUUGAGGCAUCUGUAUCUGGCCAAAAACGUUUCGGCUGCGGUUUCCUUCUCUGUGAGCUGUCAGCUCUCUUCUACCGCCAAUAACGAGAUCCAUGUGGCUGUUCAUGUAACAGAGGACGGCGUACACGGCCGGGUGCCUGAUAAAGAGAUCACAGACAGCAUCGUCGAUCUGGUGAGCAAACACAGCGCUAACAGCAGUAUCAUCAGCUCCAUUGCUGAGGUCCACGUGCAGCGCAGACAACCACAGAACCCCAACGUAGACUACUUGGUGCCACUGCUGGUUUCCAUAGUUACCGCAAUCUGGGUUUUGGCCCUGGUGUCGGUGUUCCUGUGGUGCAUGCGGCAUCGACGCAAGCAAAGCUCCGGCCCUACGCAAAUCAACCCUGUCGCGCCGUUUUCCAUGGGAACCACUGAGGAGAACACAGUAAACAAUGCUCGCGAACACCUCAAUCAGAUAAAGAAUCACAUCGAGAAGAACAUGUCUAAUGGCAGCCCGCCUGGAAAAGAGCAACACAGCGACGACAAGAACACAGUCAACCCCAAAAUCAGGACGCAUUUCUCUGAAUCCGCCAGACUAGUAGACGAGGACUCUGAUUCCAACAAGCGACUGCAAAAGGCACGAUUUCCACGUCAGCCCGCCUACAUGAUGGUAGAGCGCGACGACAGGCUAAGUUCCAAUGGCACGGAUGUAAAAAAUACACAUUGGAUGAACAAACGAGACAACAGAGACCUGGAGUCGCAGCACAGGCUCCCAGAUUCACAGCACAGAGACCUGGAGAAACAACACAGCUUGCACAAAAUGGAGUAUAUCGCAUAGCAGCUAACUGCGAGGAGUGGUUGGUAUGGUAACAAUUGCGACUGAUGUUACUGCCGCAGAACGUCAUGAAAGCUCGAAGGAUAGCGAAGGUGGAUGGUAUUUGUUUUGAUGUUGGCUCUACGUCCCGGCGCAGUGCGCCACAGACUGGUCGGUUUGAAUAUGUGUGCGUCAGUGUCAGUACAAUUUGACUUCUCGAAGUCAUCUGUGCAGAAGCGCAAAAUGAAACCGAGAAUGUAACUGGCCAAAAGCCACUUAAUUGGAUGAAUCUCAGAAAAAUACUGUAUGUCUAGAUUAGAAUUCACCCCAAUAUUCCAGAAGGAAAAAAUAAAUGGUGUUUUGCUUAAAGACAAUAAAGCCUAUUUUUAGUAUGUUUUUGCAUUGUGGCGUUAUUUUCACGUUAUUUUCACGACAAUUCUCCACUUUGAGUGUUUUUGUAAUUUCCAUUAUUCUCAAUGGUAAUUCUCAUUAGGGUUUCAUUACUGUAAUACAUCUUACAGUUAAAUAAACAGUAACAAAUAAAACUAUAAUGUAUAAAUAUAUUUAAUAAUAAAUCAUAAUUAAUUUCACAUUAGGUAAUGAGAAGGACAUUUUUACGCAUUAUCGAAUGUUCCGAAUUGUCCUAAAAAUAGGCUUAAUUUUUCUAUUGUUUUAGGGUCAAAUAUAUGACUUAGGCAUGUUCUUGACAGAGAUUCGCCCUAUUUGUUUUACUGAACUUCGUGUGCAAACUGUAUUAGCACAUGCUAUUUCUUUAGUCAUUUGUUUAUUCUGUAGAACUUGCACUACAGAUAGCAAAAACUCUUGUGAAUCAGUUCCCUUGAAGAUUGUAUUGAAUCCCAUUUAUUGGGUCCACGACCGCUUUUGCCAACAGUUCAUAUUUAUUUAUUCUGUUCUUAUUCUAUUCAUUUUCUACACUCUUUUUAAUGCAUUCAAGGCAGGCAGGUCGUGCUUAGAAGUAUUGUUACUGUCUCUGAAGAAAUGAACUGCCAAUGUAGAUUGAUGUCGAUGCUGUAUAGAUCAUUUUGUACAUAUUUCUGAAUUAAUCAUUGUGUAUAUUUGAUUUAUUAACUUAAUAAACAAGAGCCUAGCAUUUUAGUUUUUAUUUAUAUACAUUGUUUAGGUUUGAAAAUGUGCCCUUUGUAUUUUUGGAUGAAAAUAUCAUCUUGUAUUUCCUUAAUGCCAAAAGAAUAGUAUGUUUUUAUUUGUGUCUGGAUCUGAAAUUCAAUGUGCAAUUUAUGUUUCAGAAAUGCCUGCAUGGCUGUUCUUUGUAAUGUCCUGAGAUGUAGACGAGAUAGAGUUUUUUUAAUCUAGAUUUGAUACACAAUUUUCCUGAUCAGAACCAUUUCUACACUUUUCUUUUUUUUUUGUAUUCAACUGUAUCCUCGUAUCUGUGCUCAAACUGAACAUCAGUGUUGAAUGAAACUGGCAACCCAGGAUAUUAGACAAACUUUGUAGUUUUCUGAUUAAACCGUAUUCAAAUCAAAUGUAACCAAACAGCCUUAAGGGAACAAACAGUAAUGUUUGCCUGUACAGUUACAUGAAAUAUGAAGAAAACAGAACUGAAUGUGAUAAAAACAGAUAAAAAUGAAUCU
Molecule: messenger RNA, 5545 nt
Organism: Xyrauchen texanus (razorback sucker)
Lineage: Eukaryota; Metazoa; Chordata; Actinopteri; Cypriniformes; Catostomidae
Product: protein jagged-1a-like
Exons: 26
Coding region: 207-3956 (1249 amino acids)
Biological process (GO): cell communication; Notch signaling pathway; multicellular organism development
Cellular component (GO): membrane
Molecular function (GO): calcium ion binding; Notch binding
Source: RefSeq, a predicted model, not a curated record